Molecule: messenger RNA, 216 nt
Organism: Rotaria sordida
Lineage: Eukaryota; Metazoa; Rotifera; Eurotatoria; Philodinida; Philodinidae
Source: the annotation of a GenBank genome assembly
AUGCGUGCUUUGGCUGGAUAUUCACAUGAUAAAACACUAUUGGUUUUUAUAAUACAAGAAAUCAUCAUUCAUGUGAUAGAAGAAAAUGGUUCAUAUAAUAAAAUAAAUCAUGGUGAGUUCGAUAUGAAUCAGUUAAUAGCAACCAAUAUUGAUAUCCCUUCUUUAGCUUCAUAUAAUAGAAAAGAAAAGAAUGAUGAUUUCAAUUUAAAGCCAUAA